Salpingoeca rosetta is the source of this 874-nucleotide messenger RNA. RefSeq lists its product as uncharacterized. Lineage: Eukaryota; Choanoflagellata; Craspedida; Salpingoecidae. Gene Ontology annotation, molecular function: RNA binding. The coding region runs from base 117 to 731 and encodes 204 amino acids. The record is from RefSeq and is a predicted model, not a curated record. The transcript has 6 exons.
CAACUUGUCCUCUUGCCAUCUCAACUGCGUGCAACCACACAAUACGACCGCGUCAUUCUCCUCAUCUUCCUCCCUCCUUCAUCUUCACCCGUCUCUUCCAUCCAACAGCAAGCAUCAUGUCUGGUGGUGGCCGCCCUGACGUCUCCAACCUCUUCAGCGUGAAGGUCGACAACAUCGACCGAUCCACGCGCGAGGAAGAUCUCCGCGAAGCCUUCAAAGAGUUUGGCGAGAUUGGCGACAUUUACAUGCCCAGAUACCGCGACACCAUGGACCCACGCGGCUACGCCUUUGUGCGCUUCAUCAACGAGCGCGACGCCGAAGACGCCAUCAAGCACAUGGACGGACAACAGCUGAACGGCAAGGAGGUGUACUGCCAACUGGCCAAGUACUCCCGCCGCGCACCCCCCCCGCGCCGCCCGCGUCGCGACGACUACUAUCGCGAUGACUAUCGUCGCGAUGACUACCGUCGGGACGACUACAGGCGCGAUGAUUAUCGUCGGGACGAUUACCGCAGGGAUGACUAUCGGCGCGAUGACUACCGCCGUGACGACUACAGGCGUGACGACUACAGGCGCGACGACUACCGCCGCGACGACUACAGGCGCGACGACAGGCGGGAUGGGCCUCGCGACAUGCCGCCGCCUCCUCGUGAGCGCAGCCGCGAGCGCAGCCCCCCUCCCCCGCGCCACGACGACCGCCCCGCCCCGCCGCCACUCGACGACCGCCAGUGAGCAGCAGCCAGUCCUCUCUGCCGUCAACUUGCGGUGCCUGCAAGCAAGCAAAGCAAACGAGCACCAAACAAACCGUCAAUCCAUCCAUGCCUUGUGACUUGAUCCUGCACCCCCCCCCCCCUUGACUUGUCUCUGUCCGCUUU